This is a messenger RNA of Helianthus annuus (common sunflower), 1209 nucleotides long. Its product is annotated as vegetative cell wall protein gp1-like. Lineage: Eukaryota; Viridiplantae; Streptophyta; Magnoliopsida; Asterales; Asteraceae. The record is from RefSeq and is a predicted model, not a curated record. Bases 1 to 1209 code for a protein of 402 amino acids. The transcript has a single exon.
AUGGUUUCUUCUUUCGAUACGGGAGUAUCAGAUACAUUGGACCCCAUGGCGAUUGUAUCAAACGAUGAGAUACCAUCCGAGGGAGAGGUCUACACGUCGGACACUACUAGCACGGAUGAGGAUGAUUUUCAGCCAUUUGCUCUUCCUGAUUUUGGGGAUGAUAUUCCUAUUGCUGAUGGUUCUGUCGGCGGGGACCUACCUCUUAUUCAGGUCCCUGCUCCUCUCCCACUUGCUGCAGUUCCGGUCGAGGAUCUGCCGCAUGAUAAGUUCGCUGAUGAUGACAUCGAUUUAUUCCUAGAGGGUCCCCCGGAGGGCGACCAGGAUGGUGUGGCCCUUGUGGAUGCCGAUGUCCAUAUUGCUGAUGAUCCCGUUGUCGAUCCUGUUGUUCCCUUGGCUGAGAUUCCUACUGAUGUGCCCAUUGCUGAUCCCGAUGUUCCAGUCGAGGCUCCCAUUGAGGAGGCUCCUUUUGAUCUGUUUGGUCCUUACUCUUUCAAGUCUGUAGCGUCCGCUUCACUGCACGCCCAGGGCAUACAGCCCUAUUCCUCUGACUCUGACUCAGACAUGGUGAUGUCUGUUGCGCCCCUCGUUCCCCAUGACGUUGACCCAGAUCCGGAGGUCGAGUUUUUGCCUGAUGAGCCUGGUCCAGUUGGUCCAGAGCCGAUCAUUGCUCAUGACCCCAUUGUUGCCCCAGUUGUUGCACAUUUGCCAGACCCUUUACCUGAGCCUGAGCAUGUCGAUAUACCAGACAUAGCACCACCCGUCAUUGUUGCGCCCGUCGAUUUACCACCGGUUUCUGAUGUUCCUGUUAUUGAUGCACCCAUUAUCGCAUCGGUAGUACCUGUUUCAGACCCUGUGCAUGCUGACCAUGCACCGUUUGCCGCUCACAUUGAUCCUCGUUAUGCUGACACCCGUAACGGGUGGAUCGAGGAUGAUGAUGACUACCCACCAUUUGUGCUACCCGUCACUCCUCCUGUAGCACCUGUUUUCGCACCUAUUGAGAUUCCAUUGUUCCAUCCACACACCUGUGACGUCCAUCGCACUGAUCUUCCCAUCACAUUCCUCCAGGACAUUCCACCACCUCGUCCUGGGGAGGGUUCAUCGAGGAAGCCGCCUGCUUUUGUUCCACCUGUAUCAGCAUCUGUUCCAUUCAUGUCCCAGUUCGCUCACACUACACCAUCUUUUAUACCUUCGGGCGAGCCGUUUCUGUAG